This is a messenger RNA of Phyllostomus hastatus (greater spear-nosed bat), 1598 nucleotides long. RefSeq names its product potassium channel tetramerization domain containing 17 (gene KCTD17). Gene Ontology annotation, biological process: proteasome-mediated ubiquitin-dependent protein catabolic process; protein homooligomerization. Lineage: Eukaryota; Metazoa; Chordata; Mammalia; Chiroptera; Phyllostomidae. Gene Ontology annotation, molecular function: cullin family protein binding. The record is from RefSeq and is a predicted model, not a curated record. Gene Ontology annotation, cellular component: cytoplasm; Cul3-RING ubiquitin ligase complex.
UGGGAGGAUGCAGGAUCCGGGGCCAGACGUGAGGAUGGAGGCCGGGGAGGCAGCGCCGCGGGCGGGGGUGGGAGGCCGCGCUGCAGGAGGCUGGGGCAAGUGGGUGCGGCUCAACGUGGGGGGCACGGUGUUCCUGACCACGCGGCAGACGCUGUGCCGGGAGCAGAAGUCCUUUCUCAGCCGCCUGUGCCAGGGCGAAGAGCUGCAGUCGGACCGGGAUGAGACCGGGGCCUACCUCAUCGACCGCGACCCCACCUACUUCGGGCCCAUCCUGAACUUCCUGCGGCACGGCAAGCUGGUGCUGGACAAGGACAUGGCCGAGGAGGGGGUCCUGGAGGAAGCGGAGUUCUACAACAUCGGCCCGCUGAUCCGCAUCAUCAAAGACCGGAUGGAGGAGAAGGACUACACCGUCGCGCAGGUCCCGCCCAAGCAUGUGUACCGCGUGCUGCAGUGCCAGGAGGAGGAGCUCACGCAGAUGGUCUCCACCAUGUCUGAUGGCUGGCGCUUCGAGCAGCUGGUGAACAUCGGCUCCUCCUACAACUACGGCGGCGAGGACCAGGCGGAGUUCCUGUGCGUGGUGUCCAAAGAGCUCCACAGCGCCCCCCACGGGCUGAGCUCCGAGUCCAGCCGCAAAACCAAGAGCGCGGAGGAGCAGCUGGAGGAGGAGCAGCAGCAGGAGGAGGAGGAGGUGGAGGUGGAACAGGUGCAGGUGGAGGCAGAUACACAGGAGAAAGGUUCCUGUCCGCACCCCUCAGACCUGAGGCUCGCUGGCCUGGCGGUGAGGGCCUCUCCUCGGCCCCUGGCCCGUCCCCCCCAGAGCUGCCGGCCCUGGUCUGUGGCUUGGAGGAGCUGGAGGGAGAGGCGGAAGCUAGGAGGGUGCUCGUCUCUGGUUCCUUGGACUUGGGCUGAACUUUCAGCUGAUUUUCUUCCCCUCAUCAAAGUUUCUCAGCCGGCCUAUCUCGGCCCUGGGUUAUGAGGCUCUGAGAGGAGGAGUGAGUCAGAGGUGGACCCAGUGCCAUCUGCCCAUCAGCGCCCGAGCAGGCUGGGAGGGAAGGGUGGGGAACCAGCCAGGUGCUGCCCUGGCCUCCACCCUGCACGUGGGAGCACCUGCCUUGCAGCCUCAGGCGCCGGGUUCCCUGUCUGUGGGGGAAGGACUGGAGGCGGCCGAGCCGGCUGCGGGUCGGGGUGUGGCAGGUGACAGCCCUGCUCAGGUGCCCAGACGCCCAGAGGGGCGAGUCACUGUCCCUGUACAAUGUGAGUUGCCUCUAAAGUGGGGACAGAUAGCGGCUCACUGUGACCUGCUUCUCUUGGCCUUGACCCCCCUGGCCAGAGUCUUGGCAGCAUCUGGCCCUCCCAGGCAGCCAGCACCAGCCCAGGAUGGGGCCUGGGGACCCCAGACAGGCGAGCUGGGUCCCCUUCCUGCUCACCCUCCUUCUGGGCUCCGAAUCCACCUUCUCCGGGCCUCAGCCCCUGUCUCUCCUCCCAGAAGGGACUCUGUGACUCACCUACCUCUUUCUCUCUCCCUCUCUCCCCCACCCCCUCCCUCCAUUUCAACCUCCUCUCUCCCUUCUCCUGGCCCCGCAUCACCCCCUCCUCCC